AUGUUGCGUGUGCUGGUGGCUACGAGUGGUAGCGUGGCUUCCGUCAAGCUGCCGCUCAUUGUCGAGGCUCUGAGAAAGCAUUCGGACCGGCUGGAAGUCCAGGUCAUUGCAACAGAGCAUUCACUGCACUUUUACAACGCCGACAAGCUGCCAUGUAGGGUCUGGAGAGAUGCUGACGAAUGGAAGGACUGGGACAAGAUCUCUGACCCAAUAGUGCAUAUCGAGCUCAGACGAUGGGCUGAUCUCAUCGUCGUCGCUCCCUGCUCUGCCAACACGCUCGCAAAGAUAGCCAAUGGCCUCUGCGAUAAUCUGCUGACAUCUCUCUUGCGCGCCGUCGACCCGAGCAAGACCAAAGUCAUCCUCUGUCCGGCGAUGAAUACGCAGAUGUGGCAGCACCCGCUCACAGCGAUCCAGCUCAGUAUGGUCAAAGACGUUCUGGGCUAUCAGAUCAUGGGUCCUGUCAGCAAGAACUUGGCUUGUGGCGAUGAUGGCAUGGGCGCAAUGUCGUCAUGGCAGGAGAUCGUCGAUGCUGUCGUCUCGGCCGCUGGCUGA
Mixia osmundae IAM 14324 is the source of this 552-nucleotide messenger RNA. RefSeq lists its product as uncharacterized. The coding region runs from base 1 to 552 and encodes 183 amino acids. The record is from RefSeq and is a predicted model, not a curated record. Gene Ontology annotation, molecular function: phosphopantothenoylcysteine decarboxylase activity; FMN binding. Lineage: Eukaryota; Fungi; Basidiomycota; Mixiomycetes; Mixiales; Mixiaceae. The transcript has 3 exons. Gene Ontology annotation, cellular component: phosphopantothenoylcysteine decarboxylase complex. Gene Ontology annotation, biological process: coenzyme A biosynthetic process.